Triplophysa dalaica is the source of this 2539-nucleotide messenger RNA. RefSeq names its product nudE neurodevelopment protein 1 (gene nde1). Gene Ontology annotation, molecular function: microtubule binding. Gene Ontology annotation, cellular component: centrosome; kinesin complex; kinetochore. NCBI's taxonomy places the organism in Eukaryota, Metazoa, Chordata, Actinopteri, Cypriniformes, Nemacheilidae. Gene Ontology annotation, biological process: mitotic centrosome separation; cell migration; vesicle transport along microtubule. The record is from RefSeq and is a predicted model, not a curated record. Bases 199 to 1209 code for a protein of 336 amino acids. The transcript has 9 exons.
UGAGAGUUUUUACACAACAGAGAGGAAGAAUCCGUUUGUCAGCGGCGUAAAUGUUACAUUAAAUGAACUGCGUAUAAUGUGCUGCUUUUAAGAAUAUCAACCGUUGUAUGUAGUGCAGUAUUUUCUUAAGUUAAUUCUUUAGAUUUGGAGAAAGGAAACGUUGAGCACAACCUAAAGGUUAGGUCUGACAGCAGAGCAAUGAGUGACCCUGAGCCACCAUCAUUUGCAUCUAUUGAAGAAGAGAGAGACUACUGGAAGGAACAAACUGCCCAAUUGCAGCAGAGGGCUGAAGAAGCACAGGAGGAGCUGCAGGAGUUUCAGCAGAUGAGUCGAGAUUAUGAGGUGGAGCUGGAAACUGAGCUAAAGCAGUGUGAAGCUCGCAACCGUGAGCUGCUUACAACCAACAACAGACUACGCAUGGAUUUAGAAAACUACAAGGAGAAAUAUGAAACACAGCACUCUGAGGCAGUCAGGCAGAUCUCCACUUUAGAAGGUGACCUGUCAGAGACCACAGCCAUCAAGGACCGGUUACACAAGUAUAUCCGGGAGUUGGAACAGUCAAAUGAUGACCUGGAAAGAGCUAAGCGGGCCACUAUUAUGUCACUUGAUGACUUUGAGCAAAGAAUGAAUCACGUCAUAGAGCGAAAUGCCUUCCUCGAGAGUGAGCUUGAUGAAAAGGAGAAUCUUUUAGAAUCGGUACAGAGAUUAAAGGAUGAAGCUAGAGAUCUAAAACAGGAGCUGGCUGUUCAGCAUAAACAAGAGCGCAAGUCAUCUAUCAGCCUGUUUAAAGAGAUGGAAAAGCCAGAUGCCGCACCCUCAAGACCCUCCUCUGUUGUUAACUCCGCCCUUCCAUCUAUCCUUGCUACACCUUCUAGGCCUCCAGGCUCAAUGAGUGCCUUCAACACCCCACCAGCUUCCUACAACAGACUUGAAGGUCUGACUGGAACUCCCCUUACCACAUCUGCACGGAUAUCUGCCCUCAACAUCGUUGGAGAGUUGUUAAGAAAAGUCGGGAACCUUGAAUCCAAGUUGGCAUCAUGUCGAGAAUUACACGUGCACGAGAAAACACCAAGCCGCACCGCCAUUGCACAGACUACACAAAGUAUUUCAAGGGACACCCCUGAUAAUCCAUCAAACACAAAUGGCCUCUAUGAUAAUGGGAUGGUAAAACGGUUGGACUUUGGAACAGGAUCCAAGAUAAUGCUGUGAAUAAAGCAUUAUCUGCUCUCACAAUUGAAAGUCUCUUUCAUUCCCAUAUCAUUGGGAAGUAUUUCUAAUUCAUCACAUCAGAAUGCUUCAUCUUCAGGAACUCUUCUUCUUAUGCUCGCAGUCUUCAUGUUCUUCUGAAGGGUUUUGCUUUGACAGUUAUACCAACACCCUUUCUGCCUGUUAUUAUGUAACUGUUCAUCAGCUCUUUGGAAUGACUGUUCAUGUUUUACUAUUUUGUUUUGGUAUUCUUCAUGUGUACUUGCUCUUAAUAUCACAGCUUUUUUUGUUUGUGUUGUUUUUAGGUAUGUCAACCUAGCCGUUUUAAUAUGCACUGUAAUAUUUUAAUAAUUAGCUCUUUUUGCGGCCCUAAAAUGAUGGUUUCAGAUGAAGAGUCCAUGAAAUUACACCUGUAAUUAUUUUUAUUUGGCACUGAACUACUGAAUGGCCCCAAAAGCUUUGUUUUUAUCUAGGAACUGUUUUUUUUUAUUGAGAACUUUGUUACAGAGGUUUACAGUGAGUUGUUGAGGACCGAAGCUGCUGUUGUGUUAGCAAGCAAUAGCAGAGGAAAUGUGUUUCAUUGUGAAAACCCCAGCUUUGGGGCCUUUGUAAAUUUCGAGCAAUAGCUAAUGCAAAUUUCGGAACUUUAUUUUCAUUGUCAGUGCUGUCUUUGAUUUCAAAGAUUGGGUCUACAGUACUGAAGUAGCUGCUGUCAUACCUCCUCUGAAAAGCAACGUGCCUUAUUUCUGUGGGCAUAGUGAGUUUUGCCUCAAAAGUUAACUUGGGUAUUUGGGAACUUAAUAGCCCAAAGGGAGUCACAGCUUCUCUCGCUAUUACCAAUAAAAGAAAUCUCUGAUAUGUCAGGGAGAAACUGAAUUCUGAAUGGAGGUUAGUCCGUUUAGUUUUCACAUCUCUCUCAUGUUAGAGUUGUAGAUAUAGUUGAGUAGAAAAACAACAUGAAUACUUCAGUGAAGGGUCAAAAUAUUUUUUUAUGUUAAAAGAUAUAUUUGCAAUUGCGUAGAGGUACUAAUAUAGACAAUAUUGUGAUUGAUAGGAAGAUUUAGAACAUUGCACCAGAGUCAUCUCAGGGCCUCAUGUAAGCAAUAACCUCACUAAAGACAUCAGUCUAAAUUAUGAUGUGACAUAUUUGUCUCUGUGUACAUGGCACAUACUAUUCCUUAUUAUAGAUUUGUCAUCAAGUUUUCUUUGCCGUUCAUAAUUUUAACAUCUGCGUCGUCUGUGACUUUGUCAAACGCUUUCUCCUGUCUGUGAAACCAUUUUAUUGUUGGUUAAUCUGUAACCUACAAAAUAAAAUGCUUAGUUAACAGGACAA